Messenger RNA from Aedes aegypti (yellow fever mosquito), 3413 nucleotides. RefSeq names its product CD151 antigen. Gene Ontology annotation, cellular component: membrane. Lineage: Eukaryota; Metazoa; Arthropoda; Insecta; Diptera; Culicidae. The coding region runs from base 2049 to 2936 and encodes 295 amino acids. The record is from RefSeq and is a predicted model, not a curated record. The transcript has 9 exons.
CCAGCUAGUCGCAUUCAAACCGCGAGAUCGAGCACAUGUUCCGUCCUGCCGAUCGUUUGCUUUUCCACUUGGUUCUGCGUCGUAGUUCGAAAACAACAAACUUGCCGGUAGGCUCGAGCGCGCCGCUAUCACCGGGUCAUGCCGUUAUGGUAAUCGUGGAGUCGUCGAGAGAGUGAUAACAAAUCGUGUCGAACCAACGUAGUGAAAAAUAAAGAAUCAAAAAACCAAACCGGUGAAUUGAACGGGAAACUGCAUUCUGAACGUAUGUAUGCUGUGCAAUGCUGCGAAACAAGUGAAAUUAAUGGUAAUUAAACCUCAAUUGAAUGUGCAUCGCCCCUCGGCUCCACCACCAUGCUGGUGAUACCCAACAGAGUGUGAGUUAGUGCCAAACGAGAAAUGAGAUUCGGUCCAGCCGUAAAUCGGAUUGAAGCACCCGCGAGCGCAAGCUGGUUUGUGUUUGUGUGCAGAAGAAUUAAUGCGUGAGGGAAAUUUUAAUGCAUUGAUUUAAUUGAUGGGAAAAGGCCACUGCGCGCGACAAUGAAUCUCCAGUUUAUUAUUGAUGAGUGAAUUUGUUUGCUUUCGAUUGUGCUUGAUGGUGUUGUGUGCGGAGAAGAGUGUUCCAAGUUCACGGUCAACGUUGCUGCUAUUUGAUUAAAGUGAUUCAUUCUGAGGGGAAGACCAAUAGCGGAAAUAUGCUAGUGAUUUAAGCCUACCAUCGAACCAACGUAGUGAAAAAUAAAGAAUCAAAAAACCAAACCGGUGAAUUGAACGGGAAACUGCAUUCUGAACGUAUGUAUGCUGUGCAAUGCUGCGAAACAAGUGAAAUUAAUGGUAAUUAAACCUCAAUUGAAUGUGCAUCGCCCCUCGGCUCCACCACCAUGCUGGUGAUACCCAACAGAGUGUGAGUUAGUGCCAAACGAGAAAUGAGAUUCGGUCCAGCCGUAAAUCGGAUUGAAGCACCCGCGAGCGCAAGCUGGUUUGUGUUUGUGUGCAGAAGAAUUAAUGCGUGAGGGAAAUUUUAAUGCAUUGAUUUAAUUGAUGGGAAAAGGCCACUGCGCGCGACAAUGAAUCUCCAGUUUAUUAUUGAUGAGUGAAUUUGUUUGCUUUCGAUUGUGCUUGAUGGUGUUGUGUGCGGAGAAGAGUGUUCCAAGUUCACGGUCAACGUUGCUGCUAUUUGAUUAAAGUGAUUCAUUCUGAGGGGAAGACCAAUAGCGGAAAUAUGCUAGUGAUUUAAGCCUACCAUCGAAAUCGGUCUCACCCGGAGGAAUUCUUCACCCACGCCACCAUUCAGUCAGUACCCGAAGGGUCCUCGUCCGUCGAGCAGAAGAGCAACACGCUUCAAUAUUCCCAUGCGAAGGAAUUCGCUUCGGUCAUGCUAUUGACCAGCGACCAGCGGCAACGCACACAAACCACGCAAAGUCAUAUCGUUCGCCGAGAAGAAUAAAAGCCAUCUCAUUCAACGAUUGAAUUAUGCUCCGGCAUGCGUCCACCUAAUGAUCCGUCGUCGUCUGUGUCGUCCGUCCAGUGCAAACCAAUCAAUGGAACCGUGUGUCAUUGUUUUCCAGGGCCUGCGUUUCUUUUCGGGCCGUGGCGUUUGGUGAUGUAAGCUCGUCUAAUUGACCCGAAGUGCGUCUUCCACGUCCGCGGUGGAGCCUGUUGGAUGCUGGGUAAAUCGCGGCAUCGGGAAUUGCGUGCCGUGUUGUGUCUGCGGGGAUUUUUUCGAUUAACUUCUCGAUGCUCUCAUCAACAAAUGUCCCGAAGCCAAACAAAGAACCAUGAAUCUUGUUGGGACCCAUCCAAAUAGUGAAGUGUAUGGCCAGCCAGAGAAGCUUUAUGCGCCGGAAAAUUGGGAUUUCGGUUCGUAGCAAAUAGUGUCCCCAUUGCAUUGCAGAGAAAGAUCCUGUCCGUAGUGUUCAAUUUUAAAAUUUAUUCUUCGAGGAAAAUACGAUUGCUCUUAGGGAGGGGAGCUCCAGUUGUGAUUCCGUAUCAUAAAUAAGUUCCUGCAGUGAGUUUUUUACGUGAAAAGUUUUCCAACAGAGCCGCACAAAAUGGCCAAGAAGAAGAAACAGCAACAGCUCCCGAUGGUAGUUCCGACGACGAGUACCGGCAGUGGAGCCAACAACAGUGGAAGUCAUUUCCACCAGAAUGGCGGCGGCGGCGCGCACAAGAAGCUGCACAAGACUCGUGACUCGGACUGCUGCAGCAUCAAUUUCGUUAAAUACGUGCUUCAUAUAUUCAAUAUCAUCUUUUUCAUGUCCGGUCUGGUGAUAAUGGCCGUCACGGUUUGGACCGUAUUCUGGAAGCAUCAGUACGUCUCGCUGCUGUCAACGACAAACUACGCCAUCGGAACGUAUUCGCUGCUAGCGGCUGGACUGCUGGCGCUUUUCGGUGGAUUCAUCGGAUGCUGCGGAGUUUGGCGAGAGCAACGACCGAUGCUGUUACUGUACACCUUCAUACUGCUGUUCGUGUUCCUGCUGGAGGCCAUCGUCGGAGGGCUGGCUUACCUCUACGAAACGCAGAUCGAACUGGAGCUGCAGCACAGCCUCAACAGCACCUUCAUGGAGCAGUACGGCGUUAGCGAGCGGCAAACCGAAGCCAUCGAUCGAAUGCAGCAAGAGUUUGGCUGCUGUGGCGCGGUACGAUUCGAGGACUGGCGCUACAGCGUGUGGCUGCGGUCUCGUCGGAAGGAUCUGAUUCGACCGACCGAAGGCCGCCGGGUGCCGGACUCUUGCUGCAUCAGCAUGACACCAAAGUGCGGUCUAAGCGACGGUCCGAGCAACAUUCCCUACACGGGAUGCAUCUACAAGAUGGCCGACGACCUGAAGCACCAUCUCAUCCUGCUGGGAGCGAUAGGACUGGGGAUUUGCGUUAUCCAGGUGUUCGGCAUGAUACUGUCCUGCUGUUUGUACGUGAAGCUGAAGGAUGUGCUCGAUUGACAAAAGCCAGCGGAUCCGAUAGUUGAACUAAUGGAUCCGCUGCCGGACAACAUCAGCCUUAUCUACGGCUAUGACGACCAAACGAUUUGAGCCCAAAUACUGGCUCGUGGCGAGGAGAGGGGGAGCUGUUAUCGAAUUGAUUUCACGGUGAAUAUUGUAUUUAAUAGAAUUAGGACGUCUAGAUGUGACCGUGCUAUGAAUUAACAGUUGUACAGUUUUUUUUUAAUAUAGAUUAAGAGUUUAGUCGUUAGAUGUUGUAUGAUUUCAAGAUUUUAUCUCAACAGAAGUAACUAAUAUUUGUUAUAAUACUUGAAGAAAUAUUUAUUGUGAAAUAGGAGUGUACACACCAUUGUAAAAAGUACAACUUUUGAAUCAAAGUGAAAUAUAGUCAAUAGAAAGUGCGAAGAAAUACGUAGCUUAACGAUAUCGAUCCUAUUUAUAGGUGUAAUAGAAAUGCAUUUGCAAAUAGACAUAUUA